Molecule: messenger RNA, 3930 nt
Organism: Nerophis ophidion (straightnose pipefish)
Lineage: Eukaryota; Metazoa; Chordata; Actinopteri; Syngnathiformes; Syngnathidae
Product: cilia- and flagella-associated protein 99-like
Exons: 15
Coding region: 1-1899 (632 amino acids)
Source: RefSeq, a predicted model, not a curated record
AUGGCAAAAAACUAUGGAUCACUUGUCAAGGAGGCCAUUGUGAUGCUCGACAAGUACACCGCUGGCAAACACACCACAGAAGACUUUACUGAAGAUGCUACCAAAAAUCUGCAGGGUGUGGACGCUCAGGAUAAGGAGUUCCUGAUUGUUGUGGUCUCAGGAUGUAUUGAGCAUAAAAAAUUAUUGGACAUAGUCAUCAACCCCUUCUAUGCCCACAAUCCAAAACACAUACCAAAACAACAUCACAGCCAACUUACAGUGAUCUGCUACCUCAUUAUAUUUCACCUUGAUGAUCUCGGACUUCCGGUUUACAGUAACAUUGUCAGCUGCCUGGACUUUAGGAGCAUGCACACUUUCCUCAGUUUCUUCUUUGAACACCUCACCACUUGGAUACAAGAUGAGUGGACUUGCAUGUACAAUGCUGAAUAUGUGAUGGCGCACUGGAUUGAUCCUCUGCUAAGAAGGCGCUCUAAAAUUGAGACACUCUUGGAGAAGCUUGAAGCUAGAGAGAGGGGAGAGAGGGCUUCACCCAAAACUACAAAGCCAGUGGAAUUCUCUUUUUCAAAACGUAAACCACAUUAUCCACCUCAGCCUACACUCAGCCCACCACCGGAAAAACACAGAGCAAUACCAAACAGCACAUACAAGAUUGGAAAAGAUGUAAAAAUAUUAGAAGAGAAGAAGCAAAGGAACCAUCAAAUAAUGGAGGAUUUGCUGCAUGAGGCAACAACGACAUCAUUCAGAUGUGCAAACCUAAACAAAUCUGACCACCCAGAGAAAGUAAUGUCCCGGAUAAAAGAAGAGUUGGACUCCAAGCUCAAGAUCAGUUCAGAACACAGAGGUCAGCCUUCUCCUGUUAAGAAAAAGUGGCCCGUGAAACUCAACAGUGCCACCAUCCUGCGACAGAGGGCGCUAUAUGAACGCAAUGUGGAGGAGGAGCUCCAGAGAUUAGAGACGCUGGCGGCGGGAGCGCACGAGUCUUCUUCUUUUCAUCAAUGGCAAAAAGAAAUGCGUGAAAAAGACCAACAGGAACGGUUAGCAAAGAUUGACCAGAAACAUGCAGAAAUCCUGCUUGGCCAAUAUGAGAAAAUUAUCAGCCGCACAAAAGCAGUAGAACUUAAAAAGAAGGCUGCUCUGCUCAAAAAAGAAGAGGCAUCUGAACUGACUCUGAAAAAGGACCAAAGAAGGUUGCAAGAGGUAAAUGAAAAGAGAGACUUAGUGCAACAAGUAUCAGAGAACUUUAAAAAGAACCCUAAAGAAGCUAAAGAGAUGGUGAUGAAGUUCAAGCAGAGUGUAGCAAAAGAAAUAACACAGCACAGUCAAUCGCUCCUCCUUCAAGCACAAGAAGAAGCCCAGGCAGAGCUCAACAGGAAAUUUCACACCAUCAGUGAACUCCAUACCAUUGAAUAUGUUCCUCUCAUUAGGUUGAAAUAUUUUGAUGACACAGAGCAUGCGGGCCAUGAACUGCUAGAAGAGAUGUCACACGUUGAGCUGAAGGAACGGCUGUUCUUCAUAAAGGAAGCAGAGAUGAAUGAGCAGCAGAAGAAGCGCGAGUGUAUCCUGGAGGAGAAACAGAAAAAGAAGCAACUGUUGUUGGACGUCGAGGACACCAUCAGCCUCCACAAUAAAGCCAGGGAAGCAGCUACUACCAUCAGAAAAGAGGAGGAGAAGGAAGUCAAGCUAAGAUUGCAGCAGACUCGAGAGGAGACGUUGGUGGCUCUGCGAAAAAAGUGUGAGGAAGUGAAACAUAGGUGCCACAAACUAAAGCAAAGUCAACUGAACCAGACUAACUGCUCAAAGCAGAAGAUAAGCUGGGAAGACAUGGAGCAGCGCUUAGAGCAGUAUGUCGAGAGGAAAAACCCUCAAAAUAUUUCUCAAAAGGGAACAUUGAAAAAAUAAUGUUGAGUUUUAGUUUAAUCAUUUAGCAUUUAGCACAUAGCACAUUAAAACCCCAGUUGGCCAAAGUCCAGUACAUUAUUUAAAAAAAAUGCAAAGUAGGGCUGGGCGAUAUAUCAAUAUACGUGAUAUAUUGCGGGUUUGUCUCUGUGCGAUAUAGAAAAUGACUAUAUAGUUGUAUUCGAGUAUACGUUCUCACGCAGUUGCUUUAAGCUGAGGGCAUUACAUUACAGGCUCUUCCCACUCCUUGUGUCUCCUCCUCGCAGACAGUAAGCGCACAUUCUUACAUCCGUCACAUACUGUCACGUCAUACGUCACAUACGUAUACGCCCUCGCGGAGUAGAGAGGUAGCAGCAUGGGUAAUGUUAGCUGUGAUGCUAGCGGAGUCCUGCGAGUGUUAAUACGAGAGAAAGAAGGUGCGAAGGUGGAAACAAAUGUAGGAAGAAUUAAUUCCCAAGAAAAACAGAAGGGGUCCAUCGUCUGGCGGUGGUCCGGCUUCAAGCGGGAAGAUGUCGAAUAGACAACUUUAAUUUGACAAGUGUGGGGCACAAGCGUUGCUACCAGAAGUAGCAUUACUGCUAAUAUGUAGCAUCAUUUGAAAAGUCACCUGCUAGUAACUGUUUAAUAAAUACAGUUUUGGUCAAUUCACUUAGUUGUGAUUUCCUUCUCUGUAUGAAAGUUUAAAAUGAGUAUAUAAUAAUGCAGGAUGAACAAGAAUGUUUUAAUGUAUACACAUAGAAUCAUCAUACUGCUGUGAUUAUUUGUAUCAAGUGUCAAUUCAAGGCUAAGGCAAAAUAGCCUUAGCCUUAGAUAUGGCCUAAAAAUAUCAAGAUAUUAAAAAAAGGCCAUAUCGCUCAGCCCUAAUGCAAAGCACUGUCACAUUUACAUUUCAACACAGCAGGAAGAAUAAAAUACUGCAAUAGCACUUAUAUUUCAAAGGAAAACAGCGUAUAGUUCUACUAACUUAUAUCUUUCAGUAGACUCCAUGAGGAAGUGCUAAAAACUACAACAUGGCUGACGGAGAGAAGAUGCAGUCAAAGUGGAGAGGCACGUAAAUAGGACCGCCUUCAUACCGCCGCAGCCUGAAGAGACGGUCAGAGAGUGGCUUAAACACGGUCUGUAAAACAUAAUCAUGCAAAAUUUUGACCAAAGAACCACCAUUACAUGUUAUGUAGACCACAAGGUAGUGUUACUGUAGGCGUACUAUGCUACUACUGUAUUUUAAUGUUGGUCAUUAUUGUGGUACUUGGACAGCUAAAUGUUUUCUGAGGUGGUACUUUGUGAAAAAAGUUUGACAACCACUGUAUAGAAAAAGAAAGGCUAUUCAACAGUCUAGGCCCUGCUACCAAAAAGGCUCGCUCUUCUGCUUUUGAGCCUAGGCCACCUCAUCGCAGGGACAACCAUUCACACUCACAUUCACACACUAGGUACAAUUUUUUUUAGUGUUGCCAAGUAGCCUAUCGCCAGGUGCAUGUCUUUAGAGGUGGGAGCAAGCCAGAGGACCCGAAGGGAACCCACACGGUCAUAGGGUGAAAAUGCAAACUCCACACAGAAAGACAGAGCCCUGGAAUCGAACCCAGGACCUUCUUGUUGUGAGGCACGCGCACAAACAACUGCUCCACCAUGCUGACCACUUAAUAAAAUCAAAAAUUAUGAAAAUGCAACAUUUUAAAUCCUACUUUCCCGGCUAAAAACAUUGCCAAAACAAAUGAAUAGUGUCCAAAGCAGAUCGAGAAAGACUCUUCCAUGCCUUUGUCUCCAGUGUCCCUAGACUAUUGCUACUGGUCUUCUCACACAUGAUUCUUGUCAAUCCACCAGGUGGAACAGCUCUCUAAGGUGUGAUUAUUCCUUUUCAAUUGCAGACUAAUGAACAGAUUUACUCUGAUACAGGUGUAAGCUUUGGAAAUGAUUUGGGGAUUCCAUAGUUUCUUACAAUUGAGAGAAUCUAUUUUUUUUAUUCUGCUUGAUAUAAAAAUAAAACUGUUACUAUUAUAAAUUGAUACUUGAUUUGAUUGUUUCUUAAGCCAGAAAGUU